GGGUGGGGGUGGCAGGCCUCUGGGCACUGCGGGCCUUUCGGACCCCUCCCCGGCGCCCCGGGGCUGUCCAGGUGUGGCGGGAGCGUCCUGGCCACUCCUCCGGUCGAGGCGUCUGUGCAGAGCGUGUUGCGUGGCCUGUUCUCGUGUGAGGCUGUAGAACUUCCUCAAAACAUCUUGGAAAAGGAGGGGAAUGCGGGUUCGGUUCCCUGCCUAACGUGUUGCUUGAAGAUGAGGUGGAAGGGCCCCGAUCUCUGGUUGCAUGGUGACGUGUCUCCUUUGGAAAACCACAAGUGCUGAUGUCUAGCCUGAAGGCAAACAAAGAGGCUGAAAGUAAUAAAGCUCUUGCGACCUUGAUGCUGGAGGCACGAGGAACUCAAAGAUUUAUUCACUAAACUGGAGAAGGAUGGAGAUGGAAGGGUGAGCUUAGAGGAGUUGCAGCUUGGCUUGUUCAGCCACAUGACCACCUUUUUCCAAGGUGCAUCAACGUUUCUCAAGCAGCGAAGACUGUCAGCGCUUCAUGGAGUGAGCUGAAAGGCAGAAAGAUUUCUUGGUAAAAAGGAGCCUGGUUGAUGCUUUGUCCUGCAGCUCCUUGGAGAGGCUGAGUAGCAGCACAGAGGAGCAGGUAAGCCUGGCAGAGCUGCCUGCAGCUUUGGACAACGCACUCAUGGUCCCCAGGAGCGGGCUUCAGCAUGCAGCCGUCACCUCCUACGGAUACAAACUGCAGUGCCUCAGGAUCCAGGUGAGGCAGAUCGCCAGGGAGAGGGACAAGGCAAGGCUGGACUUGGAAAAAGUGGAGAGACGCUGCCUGCAGCUUGGAAGAGAGUUAGACGAGCAGUACGUCGCUCUCGAGCACACCCAGAGCAAGCUCAGGGACAUUCAGGCAGACAUAGAGGCAAAAGAGCUGCUUUUGCAGCAAGCAAUCAAUCACCAAGUAAAGCUGGAGGCUGAUACACAGUUCCUCCAGGGCAAAGAGGCCAGCCUGCAAAGGCGAUUGAACCACACAAUGAAGGAGAACAUACAGCUGCAAAACAAGGUCACGGAGAUGGCUGAGAAACUGGUGGCCUCUGAGAAGCUGGUGUUGGAGCUGCAGAAAGAACUCAACCGUGUUGUGAAGGAUGAGCUGGGCCAGGAGGAGCCCCACAGCCCAGAGCUCCUGGACCAGAGCAAGUGCUUUGCAGAGAUUGUCUUGGAGUAUGAGCGGCAGUGCCAGGUGCUGUGGGACCAGAAUGGAGUGCUGCGGAGGGAGCUGGAAAGGCUGCGUCUCCAGCUACAGGAGAGCAGGACUGAGAGAGGGCUGCCAGCAGGAGGCCUGUCCUCACAGGGCUCCUCUCUGCCACUGUGUCAUGCUCCCAGCACUCUUGUUCCCACAGCUGCAUGCACAGAGACGUCACUGUCAAUGGAGCCAUUCCAAGAGCAGCUGCAGGACCUGAAGGUACAGCUGGAAACCAAGAUAAACUAUUACAAGGAGGAAAUCGAGUUAAUGGAGAAAAACACUGAGAGAGAGAGGAAGGACAGUGAGGAAAGCUUCAAGGCUGAGAUGUGCAAGAUGGAAGACCAGAAGAGAGACCUGGAAGAAACAGUUGCAAAGUACUGGGCUGUAAUUGAUAGCCUGAAAGAGCAAAAAUGUGUGUGGAGCCUGAAGUUGGAGGAGUGGUUUGAGUUGGAGCAGGCCAGGGUGGGACAACAGCACACUGAAGACAUUUACCAUCCAGGGCAGCAGCUGGAUGAGGAUCGAGAAGAGCUGAGGAUGCAGCGCAGGGACAGAGAGAGCAUGAGGGGAGAGCUGUGCCAGCUGCUGAAGGAGAACAGCUUGCUGAAAAGUCAACUUGGGAGACUCCAGCAAGAGCUGAGACUAGCAAAGGAGAAGGGCAGUGAACAUGAUGAGAAGCACGUGAACGAGUUGGGCAGAGAGAAGGUGGAGGAUCUGGCAGAUAUAGCAGAGUUAACAGUGUUGAGUGAGAAGAGCAAGGGGCAGGUCUCUCACCUGAAUGUCAAGAUGCGUCAGCUGGGCCACGAACUCACUGAGCACAAGGCCGGCCAUGGUGCUGGCCCUGGCACUGUCCAGCUGCAGAGCCAGAGGCUUGUGGAGGCUGAGCGGCUACAAGGAGCAGAUAUGGCCACAAGGCUGGAGCACCGCCAGCAGCAUGCAGCAUGUUGGAUGGAGACAGAGCUGCUCCGACAGCAGCUCAAGGCCUCAGAGGAGAAGCUCUUGGAAGCCAAAGCAAGCCUGAGUCUGGCCCGGACUCGACACGCUCUGCAGUUGCAGCAGGCCAAGACCCAGAUGAACAACAUGGUGCCAAAGAAGCAGUUUGAGCAGCUGCAAAACAGCUUGAGGGAGGAACAGUGCAAGGCUCAGCAGCUCCAGGAAAACCUACACCGGCAGGCUGAGCAGACACGCAGGCAACUGGUCAGGACUCAGGAGGAACACGAGCAUCUGCUGCAGGCAGCUGUGGAGCAGGCGGAGGGGUUGGACCACAAUCUGAGGAGCACUGAAGCUGUGCUGGCACAGAGGGUGGCUCAGCUCAAAGACACCCAGGCCCAACUCUCCAGGAACAAACUGCUGAUCAAAGACCUCCACAAGGAGAACAGCGGGUUUGCAAUGGCUCUGCAUGCGGCUAAGCUGAAGCAGAAGAGCACUGAGGAGAAGAACCAGCUGUUGGAGGAGCAAGCCUCAGCUCUGAAGCAACUCAUAGGAAAAAUCACACCAGCAUCUCUGAGUGGUUGAUAGGGCACCCACUGUGGCAGCCCUGCCCCUUGUCCUGGCUGGGGUUUGUCAGGUGCGGAAGGGAAGGUUUGGCUGGGUUGGGACAUCAGCUGUGUCCUCUCUCUUCUUGCGAGGACUUCCCUGGGUAGAAAGUAAAAACCAGAGAAGCUAGACACAGUCCUUUAAGGAAAUUGGUCCUGUGGAUAGCUGAAUUUUCCUACUGAAAGCACUAGCUUUGGUGCCUUCCUCUGGCAGAGUGUGCUGUUUUAAGUCAAGUCCAUCUCAGGGCAGCCAUCCUACAGGAGCUGCCUGCAUUCUGGCAGCGUGUUUGGUGGUGGUGUAGAUGUUCCCUUGCUGUGGAGGGCUGCUGUUAGGGCCACGCUGUUAUGGCUGGAAAGACAGGGCAAGAGGGCUUGCAGGUUCCUGCGUCUGUAUCACUCUGAGCAGGAAAGCUGUUGUGGCAUUAAAAUGUUUGCAGUGUUACAGCACC
Messenger RNA from Phalacrocorax carbo (great cormorant), 3194 nucleotides. NCBI's taxonomy places the organism in Eukaryota, Metazoa, Chordata, Aves, Suliformes, Phalacrocoracidae. The record is from RefSeq and is a predicted model, not a curated record.